Molecule: messenger RNA, 4039 nt
Organism: Pogona vitticeps (central bearded dragon)
Lineage: Eukaryota; Metazoa; Chordata; Lepidosauria; Squamata; Agamidae
Source: RefSeq, a predicted model, not a curated record
CUCCCUCAGCUGAGCGACCUUCCCAGCCCGUAGUCCCUCCUCAGCUGGACAGGGGAGGAGCGAGCGGGAAGGGGCGGAAGUGCCAACAAGAAGAGCCCGACCCCCGGCCAGCCGAGGCUCGGAGUUCGCUCUUGCACGCACCGCGAGGUGGGAGCCGCAGCGCCUGCGCGCCCUCCAGUGCCCCCGGCGCCGUCCGCCUCUCGGUGCGCGCUUCGGGAAAGCGGCCACAGCAGCGGGCGCCGUCGUCGUCCGAGACACUUAUUUUUUGGAACUCAGUCUUCAUCGCCAAGCACGAUGAACAAUUACAGUGUUUCAUUGGUUGGUCCAGCCCCCUGGGGAUUCAGGCUUCAAGGAGGCAAAGACUUCAACAUGCCUCUGACCAUCUCCCGGUUGAGUGAUGGAGGCAAAGCGGCUAAUGCAAAUGUUGGCAUAGGUGACAUAGUUCUCACCAUUGAUGGGAUAAGUGCAGAUGGCAUGACUCAUCUUGAAGCACAAAACAAGAUCAAGACCUGUACAGGCAAUCUGACUAUGAAUCUGCAAAGAGCACCUGCAGCACCGAAACCUGAUCCUGUUCCUGUGCAGCAGGUAGAGCCUAAGGAGCUAGUUAAGCCUGUGCCCAUUGCAUCUGCAGUCGCACCCAAAGUUUCACCCACAGGCAGCGUGGCCUUCAAUAAGGCCCCAAGGCCGUUUGGGGCUGUGUCAUCCUCCAAGGUCACUUCCAUUCCAUCGCCAUCAUCUGCCUUCACUCCAGCCCAUGCGGGUUUUUCAUCACAUGCUUCCCCGACACCGCUGGCCACUGUCACGCCUCCCCCAUUCACUGCCUCUGGACUGCAUGCUAAUGCCAGAUCUCAUGCUGACCAGCGUUCACCUGUGCUGAGCGCGGCUAAACCUGCAGUUAAUGUCCCAUGGCAGCCCACACACAAUGCAUCCUUGAACACCCCUUCCAACGAAAAUGCGCAGGAAUUGGCAGAGGGGCAACGAAGAGGAGUCAGAGAAAAUGAGGGUGACAAUAAAGAGCAAAAUGGGGGGAAAGGGUCAGGGACCACCCAGUCACGUUCUUUCCGCAUCCUUGCCCAGAUCACUGGCACCGAACACAUGAAAGAGCCUGAACCUGAUAAUACAAAGAAGACAAAGGAAGGUGAAACAGAAAAUGAAGAUCAGAGCAUCUCUGCAGAUUUGACUAACGGGUUAGAGCUGGAUCAUCUACAUUCAGUAGCCACCCAGACUUGUGAAAUUCAAAUAUCUGAUGUGUCAGAACAGCCAACGCCACUGUCACCAGCUCAAAGCAGGGCAGAAACAAAUUCAGCUAGCUCAUUGGUAACAGAUCCAGCUUGUAGCACUUUUUCUUCUACCAAGUUUUCUGGACCUAUUCUCUCUACAACUUCACUGAAGAGAGAACUUUUUUUCAACAAUCCUCUGGAAGCGUUACCCAAGUGUGCACCUCAUCCACCUGCUACUGUUCAUAUUUUAAGCACUAACAGCCAAAUAGCUGUUGUGUCCAAAACAGCAUCAAGUUACGCUAGGUCAAGUAGGAUAAUAACUGGUUCUCCAGAGCUAAACACCACAAAUGCUGCAAAGUUGGGAUUAAAUGAAGAUGGUAAUAAAAGGAACUUUCCCAUGAUAAGUACAGUGGCAACUCAAACCAGUGAGCCACUUGUGUUUCCAGUUGCUCCGGGGGAAGGCAGUUUGACUGUCCAGUCUGUGACUUCUGCAUCGGUGGCUCCACUUACUGGCAGGCAAUUGUCACUGGAAAAUCCAUUAGGAAGUGGUCUAACACUUCUCCCCAUUCCUUCAACUUCACUUCCAAGGGUGGCAUCGUCACAAGCUGCUGCUGCUGUGUCUGCUGCCGUGUCUCUGCGGUACAGACUCUCUGAUCCUAGCACCUACCGUUCUCUCCUGGAUGCCCUUCUCAUUACUCCUAUUAUUAAGCCACCUCCUCCGGAAAGUAGACCAUCAAGGAAAUCAGCAAGUCCUUUGGAAAUGGAAAGGAACUGGCAAUACGAUCCCCUGGAGCCAGCUCAGUAUACUGCUGCCUCAUUAAGGAGUGUGCCUGAAAACCCAGAAAAUGGAGCAGAUAAACUAGUUUCUGCCAAUGCAACAUCUGUACCGGCCAUCAAGCCAACAGGACCUCAGUAUGCUGUAAAAACAUCAGGUUGGCAGUCUUCCAAUCAGCCAGCCACUGGAAGUGGAUGGUCAUCAAACAAUGGUGCAAGACCUGCAGCAUCUGUGCCAGGUGAAAAAAACACUGUACCUCCUUUACCAACAGAUGAAGACUCUCUGGUUCAGAGAGCAGAGCAUAUUCCAGCAGGAAAGCGAACUCCAAUGUGUGCUCAUUGUAAUCAAGUAAUUAGAGGGCCUUUUCUUGUGGCCUUAGGGAAAUCGUGGCAUCCAGAAGAGUUUAAUUGUGCUCACUGCAAAAUCUCUAUGGCUUACAUUGGCUUUGUGGAAGAGAAAGGAGCUCUGUAUUGCGAAGGCUGCUAUGAGAAAUUCUUUGCCCCAGAAUGUUCCCGAUGCCAGCGGAAGAUACUUGGCGAAGUAAUCAAUGCUUUGAAACAAACCUGGCAUGUUUCCUGCUUUGUGUGCGUGGCCUGUCACAAGCCUAUUCGCAACAAUGUUUUCCAUUUGGAAGAUGGUGAUCCUUACUGCGAGACAGACUACUAUGCUCUCUUUGGUACCAUGUGCCAUGGUUGUGAAUUCCCCAUUGAAGCUGGAGACAGAUUCCUGGAAGCUCUGGGAAACACAUGGCAUGAUACCUGCUUUGUGUGUUCGGUGUGCUGUGAGAGCUUAGAGGGCCAGACUUUCUUCUCCAAGAAAGACAAACCACUGUGCAAGAAACACGCUCACUCUGUGAACAUCUAAAACAUUCAAAGUUGCUGAAAUGAACACAAUGACAAGAAGAGAAAGUUAGCCUGUGUGGGUUUUCAGUAGAGUUACUAUAGUAUUUAUGUAGAAAAUUUUAAAUUGUAGAAGAUGUGAGAAGGGAUAGUGCUUAUUGACUUUUCAUGUAAUACAACAGGAGGCAUUUUGCUUGUUAGACAAAAUAAAACAGGCAUUUUCUUUUAAUGAGAGAAAAAUUUCAGGAAUAUCUGGAUUUUUGUUUUUGUUCUUUUUUCAAAUAUAACACAUAAUGCUGUUUCAGUCACUCAUUUUGUAGUUUAAUUUGCCUUACCAGUUAAGCAACACAAACAGUAAAAUGCUUCAUAGAUGCAAGGCAAAUGUAGAAUUGGUUUUCUUGCUGCUUCGUAUAUAAUGGAAAAGAAAGAAGGAAGCAAUUUGAGUGGAAUUCUAGCUUCCCUCUGCUAAUGGAAGGCUUCCACUAGCUUAAAGAAGGAGUAGUGCGAUUUUCAGAUAUAUCACCGUCUCUUGUCCCCUCUGCAUUCUCCCCACUGUCUUUUUCAGGGGGUGCUGUAACCCGUCAAAAUGGUUGGGGGGAUGGAGGAGGAAACGGCAAACUCUGAAACUCAUGUUGGGCUGAAGACCUCUGUUGGUGGAGGGAAAUAUGCUGUAUUCAAUUUUUUAUUUUUUUUUAAAAAAUAUUACUAGUUAUAUUAACCAUAAUGUGGGCAUGAAAGAACAUAUUCAUGUUGUUAAGUAAUUAGAGAGUUUGAAAUAGAUUGCAUAAAUGAUUAUGUAAAACCCCAUUGUUUUCAUUCAUUCUCACAAUAUAGCGUUCCUAUUCAUUUUUCUCUUCAGUGAUAAAGAAGUAAAAAUGUCAUGCAACAAAUAAUGAAAAACUUGAUCAUGCAGAAGACAGCUUUUAUAAGUGUUCAGAAAUAACAGGCAACUUUGUUGCUCCCAAAAUGGAAGAAAUAGAGCUGUAAGUGAUUGAAGGGAUAUAUGUAGAAGGAGGGGAGGUCUAAAUCAGAUACUAUAAGGUUGUAUUUUCAUAUACUUCCACAUAGCAUUGAAAUAUACUUGCACAUCACAUUUCUUUUGGUGUAAGAAUGACAAAAGGGAGAGCUGGCACAUGAAACACCUUCAGUUUUCUUAGACUCGGGACUUCUGUUUCACAAGAAAGCAAAUAAAUACUCAGAUUGUU